Messenger RNA from Bombyx mori (domestic silkworm), 1489 nucleotides. RefSeq lists its product as uncharacterized. Bases 146 to 1279 code for a protein of 377 amino acids. NCBI's taxonomy places the organism in Eukaryota, Metazoa, Arthropoda, Insecta, Lepidoptera, Bombycidae. The transcript is spliced from 2 exons. The record is from RefSeq and is a predicted model, not a curated record.
GGUUUCGUGUCAGUAAUCUCAGCACACCGCACGCAAAACGUUCCGAGCUUUCGUCGAAGGCGGACGCUUACAGAAGCGCGCUCAUUUUUAUUAAUUAAUAUUAUUAAUUUUAAAAUUAUUAAUAAUUAUAACAGUUCUGUGCAAGAUGCAGUUGAAAGAUGUCUUCUGUUGUAUCGUUUUCAUGGUUACAGUAGCGGCAUCAUGCGUGAAAGCUGAAAAUCAAAAACAUGAUCUGCAAGAACCAAGCGAAGAGAAAAGAAUCAGGAAACGAGACGCCACGAUGCUCAUCGACAACUUCCCGAUGGAUUCUAGUUACCAGAAUCCGAAAAUCAUCUACAGACGCAUAUCAAAAAUAUCGAGGCAACGCUACGGACCGCCUAAACCAAAAUAUGGGCCGCCCAGACCUGUUUACGGACCACCGAAAUCAAGGAAACCGGGUAAGAAGUACUACGGAAAAGUCAACCCGAGAUACGGCCCUCCUAGUCACAAAAAACGGUCAUCGAAACCAAAGCCGAGAUACGGUCCCCCGAAACGUCAAAGCAAGCCUGUCUACGGACCACCAAAGAAGAUCCCGUAUAACCACUACCAACCAGAAGUGGCUGGAUUUGGCGAACCGCCCAUUCAAAACUCCAAUGACUAUAACACCCACAAAAAGACUUACGGUGAGCCUCCGGUCGAUUCCUACGGAGCUCCAAUUAAAGCGUCCUUAAAGGACAUUUACCCUGCAACGUCUGGCUUAAAAGGCCCAACUAGCUACUUCGAAGCUGACUACAGCAAUUACGGUGAUGAGUACAAAUCUUGGAAGAGCUACCAACAAGAUAAGAACAUAGACAGUGCAUACGCGUUCACAAAAAAGCACCCUAAAUUCGUAAAACCAAAACUUGAGCUUUUCGUCACACCUGCAACUCCUGGAAUGGAGAAUAAUGAAGAAAAUCUGUCAUACUCCGAUGUCUACAUGCACAAACAGAAGGAGAGAGUAAAGAAGCCCCUGAUGCAAGAUUCCAAAACGAAUAAGCCGUGGAAGGUCGAGAAGAAACCGGUCGAUAAUGAUGAGGAAAUAAUAAUUGGGGGUCAAUAUGCUGAGCCUCCAGCGAGGUACAUACCGAAAUACCCGCCAAGUGUCUCCAUGAUGGCUGACGAUGGAGAGUUCUCUCCGAAAGGCUACGUAGAUCCUGACACUACCGAAUCCGCUACUGUUUCCCCUUACGUGAACUACAAGAACAGCAAUCUAGCUUUCAACCCUCAGAAUCUAAACGACGCUUUUAGUAUACCUGAAUAGUAAUUUCUAGAAUUAAGUUUUAUAUUUAAUAGCGAUUCUUUCAGUAUUGACAACGAAAUUUACUUGUAUUGUAACAAUGCCGUUGUUCACUUUCAAUAUAUAUAGUCCACCGCUAAUUAAUAAAACAAACAAUUAUUGGAUUGUUACGACAUUAAUUUAUAUAUAGGUAAUUUGUAAGAUUAUUUAAAUUAAAUUAUUUUAAAUUCCUUA